Molecule: messenger RNA, 3237 nt
Organism: Aureobasidium melanogenum CBS 110374
Lineage: Eukaryota; Fungi; Ascomycota; Dothideomycetes; Dothideales; Saccotheciaceae
Product: cation-transporting ATPase pacL
Exons: 5
Coding region: 1-3237 (1078 amino acids)
Biological process (GO): intracellular sodium ion homeostasis; sodium ion export across plasma membrane; intracellular potassium ion homeostasis
Cellular component (GO): membrane
Molecular function (GO): P-type sodium:potassium-exchanging transporter activity; ATP binding; ATP hydrolysis activity
Source: RefSeq, a predicted model, not a curated record
AUGUCGUCUAAUGAUAAAGAGGUCGACGUGUCUGAGCAAAAGGUUCCUCAUAUCACCUAUGCCGACGAUGUCGAUGUGGAAGCUCGUCCGCGAACCGGGGCACGAGUAUCGCGUCGCAUGUCUACGGACUCGAUGUCGAUCCGUUCGAUAUCGCGUCAAAGAGCCGUUGAUCCAUCGCUGGUCUUACCGCCGGCAUUCAGGACAAUGUCCUUCGAUGUCGAGCAAAGUAAGGCGAGAAACGAUGCGCCGGUAAAAGGCGUGCCGAAAGGAGCACAGGAUGUGGCCUGGACAGAUUUUAGCACCUAUGAUCUCCACACCAUACCGAUCGAAGAAGUGUUCCAGCGCUUCUCAAGUUCACCUACUAGUGGUUUGGGUACAGACCAAGCCAUGGUAUUGUUAAGAGAGGUCGGCCUCAACAAGCUUACUGCACCACCAUCCAACUGGUUCAUGAAAACGGUAACCUACCUGUUCGGAGGCUUCGGCUCCAUUUUGUUCGUCGCAGCCAUCAUGGUGUUUAUUGCAUGGAAGCCUCUUGGUGACCCUCCUGCACUUGCCAACCUGGCGCUCGCCAUUGUCUUGGUACUUGUAUGGCUCAUCCAGGCAGCAUUCAGCUUCUGGCAGGACUUCUCAAGUGGUCGUGUCAUGGCUUCGAUCAAUACCAUGCUGCCUGACCAAGCAAUGGUCCUCAGAGAAGGUAACUGGUCAAGUGUAGAGGGUACAAAACUUGUUCCUGGCGAUGUCAUCAAGAUCUCCAUGGGCAACAAGGUUCCUGCAGACGUGAGAUUCUUUGACGUCUCUUCAGAUGCUCGCUUGGAUCGCUCCAUCUUGACUGGUGAGGUCAAGCCUCUGGUUGCGACUGUCAAGUCCACAGAUACAAACUUCUUGGAAACCGCAAAUAUUGGUCUUGCUGGAACAAACUGUACCACCGGCACGUUGUACGGUGUCAUCAUAAACACGGGUGACCAUACAGUUUUUGGAAAGACCGCAAGACUUACCAGUCACGCCAAACAAGGUCUCACCCCGCUCCAGAAGGAAAUCUACAUUUUUGUCGGUAUCAUCACUGCACUGAUGGUUUCCAUGAUCAUCCUCGUCAUCAUCGUCUGGGCUACCUGGCUUCGCAAAGAUCAUCCUGACUGGAUCAACGUUCCUACUUUGAUCGUUGAUUGUGUAUCGAUCGCGGUCGCAUUCAUUCCAGAAGGUCUGCCAAUCGCUGUCACCGCCAGUUUGACAAUCACAGCCGGCAUCAUGAAGAAGAACAAGAUCCUCGCAAAGUCGCUGAAGACAGUUGAAACACUUGGAGCUGUCAAUGUUAUUUGUUCAGACAAGACUGGAACAAUCACCAAGAACGAGAUGACUGUCACCGAUUUUUGCAUCGGCUACCAUCCUCACCCAGCAUCCAAGGCUGCUAGCAUGGUUGAUCAAUCCCCGGCUAUAGCUCGAUUGGCCAUGCUAAGCGGUGUCUGUAAUGCCGGCGAGUUCGAUGCCAGUACUAGAGACAAGCCAGUUGCCGAACGCAAGGUUCACGGAGACGCCACGGACAGAGCAGUGCUUAUGUUCGCUGAGAAUAUCAUGCCCACAGUAAGACUCCGCAGUCUGUGGCGUACGAUCUACCGCAUCGACUUCAAUUCGAAGAACAAGUUCAUGGUCAACGUCUGCCAGAACGAAAGUGAUCCUCAGCAAGGUACUCUUUUAACCAUCAAAGGAGCUCCGGACGUGCUCAUUGGCAAGUGCUCCACGUACAUGGACCAAAAUGGCGAUAUACAAGAGCUUGGUAAUGAAGGCCGAUCAGUGAUAGAGACCAUCAAGAACAGGUGGUCAUCUCAGGGCAAGCGUGUACUCCUGCUUGCUCAGAAACCAUUGAGUCAAGUGAAGCUCAACCCACAAGAGCAACCGCAGUACUACGAGGAAUACAUCAUGGCGAAUGUUGCCUCUGGUAUGACUCUUGUUGGUCUUGUCGCCAUUGUUGAUCCUCCCAGGCCAGAAAUGACCGAAGUGGUCAAAACUUUGAAGGGUGCCGGUAUUCGCAUCUUCAUGGUCACUGGAGACUUCAAGCUCACUGCCAAAGCCAUCGCUUCUGAGUGUGGUAUCAUCAGCCAGGAGGCCGAUGAUAUUCAUGCUCUGGACUAUGACAGCAGCUUGCACGAAUCUAACGUAUCAAAGGAAGGAUAUGCUACUUUCAGUAAUGCAUCGAAAUCGAUCGUACUCAGUGGAUCAGAGAUACGAAGCCUUGAAGAAGAGCAAUGGGACCGACUUUGCCAGUAUCAAGAAGCGGUAUUUGCUCGCUGUAUCCCCGAAGACAAACUUGUUAUCGUCAAAAAUUUGCAGCAGAGAGGCUUGAUCACAGCCAUGACUGGUGAUGGUGUCAACGAUGCGCCGUCGCUCAAAGCUGCGGAUGUUGGUAUCGCCAUGGGCUCUGGUUCAACCAUUGCCAUCGAAGCAGCCGACCUUGUUCUCCUAGACUCAUUCGCGGCCAUCGUAGAGGCUGUCAAGUACGGUCGUGUGGCUUACGACAACCUCCGCAAGACGAUUUCCUACCUGCUGCCUGCAGGCUCUUUCUCUGAGUUCUGGCCAGUUUUGACGAAUGUCGUCUUUGGUCUGCCACAGAUUCUCUCAUCCUUCCUCAUGAUUAUUAUCUGCUGCUUUACAGAUUGCGCCGCUGGUGUUGCUCUUGCAUACGAAGCUCCUGAAGCUGACGUGCUCAACCGUCCUCCUCGAUCCAAGAAAGACAGACUGGUGGAUUGGAAGCUGAUAUUGCAUUCGUAUGGCUUUAUUGGUCUGUUUGAGACAGCCCUCUCGUUCACAGUGAGCUAUUGGUUCGCUCAGCGUAAAGGGUUGUUCUUCUCAGAUCUGUGGUUCGGAUUCGGUAAGACACCCGAUGGCAUGGAUGAGGAUACCUACACCAAUAUCCUCAACAUCGCCUCGUCGAUCUACUUCGUGAAUUUGGUUGUAAUGCAAUGGUUCAACUUGAUGAGUGUGCGUACCCGUCGACUGUCACUCCUCAAUCAUGCGCCUUGGAAGAACCCGUAUCUCUUACCUGCCAUCAUCUUCGCGAUGAUCAUUGCCAUUUUCUUCCUGUAUGUGCCCAAGUUCCACAGCGUUCUUGGCACUGCAAUAGUACCAGUCGAGUACUGGUUCCUGCCAUUUGCUUUCGGAAUGGGCCUCCUGCUGUUCGACGAGACAAGGAAACUUCUGGUGAGAAAGUAUCCCAAAAGUAUCCUUGCCAGAAUGGCAUGGUAA